Messenger RNA from Daphnia magna, 790 nucleotides. Its product is annotated as peptidyl-prolyl cis-trans isomerase B. Gene Ontology annotation, biological process: protein folding; protein peptidyl-prolyl isomerization. The record is from RefSeq and is a predicted model, not a curated record. Gene Ontology annotation, molecular function: peptidyl-prolyl cis-trans isomerase activity. Gene Ontology annotation, cellular component: intracellular membrane-bounded organelle. The transcript has 3 exons. NCBI's taxonomy places the organism in Eukaryota, Metazoa, Arthropoda, Branchiopoda, Diplostraca, Daphniidae. The coding region runs from base 112 to 741 and encodes 209 amino acids.
UUCCACGAGGACACAUUUUUUUCCACCGAAGAAACCUUCACUUAGCCUAUUCCACUCGUGUCAGUAAUUUAGUUUGGUAGACUGUCUUGUUGACCAUACUUCCUGACGAGGAUGCGUCCCACGGUUAGCUCCAUUCUAAUUGCGUGCUGUCUAGCUUUCGCUGUAGCACAAGCUGAUGACAAGACGACAAAGGGCCCCAAAGUAACAGAUAAGGUAUGGUUUGAUAUUGAAAUUGGAGGUGAACCUGUUGGUCGAAUCGAAAUUGGUCUGUUUGGCAAAACUGUUCCAAAGACAGUGAAAAACUUUGUUGAACUUGCCAAAAAACCAGUCGGUGAAGGCUAUAAAGGUUCCAUAUUUCACCGAAUCAUCAAGGACUUUAUGAUUCAAGGAGGAGAUUUCACAAACAAGGAUGGAACUGGAGGCAGAAGCAUUUAUGGCGACAGAUUUCCUGAUGAAAACUUCAAGCUGAAGCACUACGGUGUUGGUUGGCUUUCUAUGGCCAAUGCUGGCAAGGACACAAAUGGCUCACAAUUUUUUCUAACAACAAAGAAAACUUCAUGGCUAGAUGGACGUCAUGUUGUCUUUGGAAAAAUCAUUAAGGGCAUGGAUGUUGUUCGGAAAGUGGAAGGCACCAAAACUGACGGCCGUGAUAAACCCACCAAAGAUGUCGUGAUUGCUGACUGCGGUGCUGAGGUAGUUGAAGAACCUUUCGCUGUAUCAAAAGAUGAUGCUACUGCAUAAAUAAUAUUUGUGUGCUGACUUAUUGACUAAAAUAAACCUAUGAAGUUUC